CCAAUGAUGCAGCUCAAAACUUGAUCAAACUUUCUCUUCUUCGGUGCAGCAUUACUAGUAGUCUCAGCAUUACUAGUAUCUACGCACAAUCACCCACUUGUUCCAUCCAAGAUGAUGCAAACCAAACAUGAGAUUAAGAGUGCUGCUGCUGCUGAUCAUGAAGAAGCAAUACUAUCAAUUUCCUGAUGAACUACAAACCCCAAAACAUCCCGAGCAUUCGCUUACACCAAUGACAGUAUUGGCUGUUGCUGGCUACUUUAGGUGUCAUGCCUGUCUAAAGGAGGGAGAUUGUCUCUACUAUGAAUGCAAAUCCUGUAAAUUCUACAUCAGAGUGCGUGAGUGCGAGCUUGACAUCAGCUGUUUUGCGCAAUUCUCAUAAGCAUCUCUUAACUCUGGUUGAAAACACAAAUCGGAUAACGUGCAAUGCCUGUGGCUUUGCAAGAGGUAGUUUUGGAUUUGGUUGUGAAGAUUGCCAUUUUUAUUUGGACUGCGAGUGUGCCCUGAUGCCGCCUACAACCAAACAGAAAUGGGACGAGCAUAUGCUCGUGUUAACUUAUCCUCCUUUUGUUGAGCAUCCAGAUGAAUUUUGCUGUGGGAUCCGUGACCUCCAAAUGAAUCCCAAUGAAUGGAUGUACCACUGUCACGAAUACGACGAAUCGUUUCAUCCUUGGUGCAUUCCCCAGAUUCAUCAAAAUACCAAGUUUGGGCGUGCCUUGUAUGUAGAUGAGCACUCUCAUCCUCUCACCCAUAUUCCUGAGGCAUAUGACGAUGCAAUCUGCUAUGGCUGUGAUAAUAGUUUUGAUGGUGGGGAAGAGGCUUUUCAGUGCACAGAGUGCAGCUAUUGUCUUUGUGCAGAUUGUGCUUGCAAAAGGGAAGUUCUAAAUCCUUAAGUACUUACUUGAAACUACAUAGAACACUGUCUAAUUGAGGUUUAUAUGCAAUAUGACGCAAAGAUUUUUUGGUCCAAUACUGAUUUAUGUUUCUCUUUGGGGAAACUUGAUUCAUUUUGGG
Molecule: messenger RNA, 1011 nt
Organism: Coffea arabica (coffee)
Lineage: Eukaryota; Viridiplantae; Streptophyta; Magnoliopsida; Gentianales; Rubiaceae
Source: RefSeq, a predicted model, not a curated record